AUGUUGCAUCAAACAUUACUAGGGCUCUUUGACGGGUAUAUGUCCCGCGGGGAUGACCAACUUACCUCGGAGACGAAGCUUGGCGGGGCCCUUACCUACUUCCCCCCAAUCACCCCCGAGCAGCGAGGCCAGAUUGACCGUUGGACCCGCUGUGGGGUCUGCAGCCAUCCUAUGUUCCUCCUCCUCCAGGCCUACAGCCCCCUCCCUCAGGAUGCCCCCUCGACCCCGCACCACCGUAUGCUGUAUGUCUUCUGCUGCAACACCUCCGGCUGCGCGCGGGAGCCCUCGCGGAGCUGGGCCGCCUUCAGCCUGCAGGUCGACCAGGACGAUGGGGAAUCGACGUUGGCGGCCGACGCGGACGUCGUCCUUACGGCUCCUCUCCCGCCGGGCGAGCUUGCGCCCCACUCCUUCCCGCCCUGCUUCGUCCGCGUCGUGGAGGAGCCCGAGGAGGGGGAGGGGGUCACGCCGACGGACCUCGAGCUUGAGAUGAUCAAAAUGGCGGAGGCUAACUCCCGUGCCGCCGAUGCGAACCACGGCGUGCCCUUCCCGGACGACGACCUCAAGGCCCUCGCCCAGAUGGUCGACCUGAAGGACAAGCGGUCGGAUUACUACUAUGAGAAGUUCCGAACCCGCGUCGCGCGGGCCCCGACGCAGCUGCUGCGCUACCACCAACGCACGCCCCCGAUGGCCGCGACAGGGCAGGGGUUACAGGGGCGGCACGAACGCCCUUUGUUUAUGAAUCCGCACAAAUUAAAGUUGCAACAGUCCACCAUCCCGGCCUGUGCAUUUUGCGGUGCAUCGCUCGUUUAUGAGGUGCAGGUUUUGCCAACCGCGCUGUAUUACAUGCGGGUUCAUGAAUACGUGGAGGAUGUCGGGUGUAGUACGGGGGAUGAAGGGGUCGAUUUUGGGACCGCUACAGUAUACACCUGCUCAAAAGAUUGUGCUUUGCAGAAGAAGGGUGUGUAUCUGCGACGGGAAGUGCUGGUUGUGGAGGAGGCUCCGCAGGUCACUGAUGAUAAGCUGUUUAGCGAGGCUCCUGUAGAGGAAGGUGCUGCAGUCCUGCCUGGAUCGCGUAUCAAUCUGAGAGAUUCAAUGAUUGGUGAGAGUGUGGUGGGUAAGCCAUCUGGUAUACCAUGA
Phytomonas sp. Hart1 is the source of this 1137-nucleotide messenger RNA. NCBI's taxonomy places the organism in Eukaryota, Euglenozoa, Kinetoplastea, Trypanosomatida, Trypanosomatidae. The record is from the annotation of a GenBank genome assembly.